AUGGCCAAAACGGAAGCUAAACGCGAGGGGUCACAGGAGGUGUUUGCCGAGGUGGACCGUCUCCUGGCUACAGUGGAGAUUCAGUCACUCGCGGCGCCACCUAAGCGCGUCGCGCGCGCGCCAGACGCCCCCUCGGCGUCGAGCAGCCCGCGCCGCGCCGGCAGCCCAUCUUACACGGGCAGCGGCGCGGGGCCGCCCCUCGAGCUCCGCGCGCGCGCCGCGGCGCCGGCGCCGCGGCUCACUUUUUUCGGCGCUGGCAGCAGCCAAAGCGGCAGCGAUGACACCAGCACGCGCGGUGCCGGCGACGCCGGCGGCGCCGCCGUUGGUGAUGACGCCGCACUCCUCACCAGCCUGGCCGCCCUCUGGGCAUCAGAUGAGGAGCGAUUGGAGCGCCGGCGCCGCUCGAGCGCCGCCGGCCGCGGCAGCAGCCGCGCCUCCAGCGGCCCCUGCAGCAGCAGCGCCAGCGAAGACGGCGCACCGCCGCCCGGCGCGCCGCUGAGCCCAGGGGAGCUGCAGCUGCUGAAGAUACUGUUGGAGGGAGGGCCCGGCAGUGAAGGCGAGAGCGCCUGCAGCAGCGGCGGCGGCUGCGACGCGGCUGCUCCAGCGUCGCCGGCGGUGCACCGCUUUGUCGGCCGCCCCAGGCUCCGGGCCAAGCGCCACGGCGGCGGCGCGGCCGAGGCGGCGGCGUGCGCGGAUGCGGCGGGGCUGGCGCACGAAGAGUCGGAGGCCGAGAGCGAGGGCAUGCAGCAGGACUGCCCAGCCACAGGGCUUCACCCGUGCACGCCGCAGCAUCUCAGCGCCAUGGGCUGCCGGGCCCGCGCCCACACCCACAACACGUGCGGCGCCUGCUGUGCCGCCGCCGCCGCGGCCGCGGCCCGGCAGGCCUCAUGGAGCCCUCGCGGCUGUCAGCAGGUACACCCUGCGCAACUGCUCGGCGGGAGUUUCUUUGGCGGGUGCGGUCAGCACCCUGCCAUGCAGGACGAGGAGGACUCGCUGAUGCCCGGUGACGUCAUCGGUGACUGCAAUGCUGACGGCACCGAUGCAGGCGCAGCGGCCGGCGGCGCAUGA
Molecule: messenger RNA, 1068 nt
Organism: Monoraphidium neglectum
Lineage: Eukaryota; Viridiplantae; Chlorophyta; Chlorophyceae; Sphaeropleales; Selenastraceae
Exons: 2
Coding region: 1-1068 (355 amino acids)
Source: RefSeq, a predicted model, not a curated record